Messenger RNA from Symbiodinium sp. CCMP2592, 1746 nucleotides. NCBI's taxonomy places the organism in Eukaryota, Dinophyceae, Suessiales, Symbiodiniaceae. The record is from the annotation of a GenBank genome assembly.
AUGCCUGGAUUCAUGAUGGAAUUGCUUCGUCAGCAGAGAGAGAUGAUGGCAAUGAACCAGCAGCUCGUUGCGACGAUGCUCCGGAGAAUGGAUCUGGAGGAAGAGAGAAGGAACGCGGAAGAGAAAGUUCACGAGGCAGCUGAAGCGGCCAAGCAGGCAGCAGAGGCAGCUAAGACUCGGGACCUCUUCCAGCCGAGCACUGCUCCCGCGAGCAGUUCUGCCGCGAGUUCGGCAGUUUCUCCGGCAGUUCCGUCUCCCUCUGGGUACUCUGGUGCUGGAGGCCGUGCAGAGAAGUAUCUGCCGAACCUUCCGGUGAUAGACCAUCAAGGCAUGGGGAAAGGGCGCAUGAAGGAGGUAGAGACUUGGCACUCCUUUAUGGAGACGCUGAGUUCCUGGCUUGCCCUGCAGGAAGAAGCGUUUGUUCGGGAACUGCAGCUCUGUAUCCCUGUGAAGAAGGAGAUUCUGCAGGCUGACUUGAAUCCUGACACUGCAGCGCGGAGCUCCAAGCUGUUCUACUACUUGACUCAGUCCCUCGCCAAGUGGGAGCGGGGAAGCGAGCUCUUGAGGUCCUGCUCGAAGAGGCAGGGGCAGAGCGCCUGCGGCUACGAGGUGAUUAGAACGAUUACCUCUCAGUACUCCAUCGUGUCGCGGAUGGAAGCUGUCUUCGUGAGAGAACAGGCUUUGAAGUUGUACCAGCACGUUGGGCAUCUGAAGAGGCCCACCGACUUGAUUCGACAUCUUGAGGAUUCGUUUUCGAAGUCUGAAGCGAAGCUGAGCAACUUUCCGGAGCUUCAGUUGUCUGAGGCGGACCGUUGCUCUGUUCUUUUACAGAGCUUGGGUGCAGAAGUGCGUCAGUACGUGGUACUGCACGGGUCUAGCUCGAACUGGGAAGCUCUUCGAAGGACGCUGACUUACUACGAGGAGCAGCUGCGACUGUGUGAGGCCCCUGGGUCUUCGGGCCGAGCCUUGCAGGAGAAGCUUUGCGACUACUGCGGGAAGAAGGGACACACAGCCGACAAGUGUUGGCAGCGCCAAAAGGAAGAACGCGGUGGUGCUCCGAAGGGCAAAGGGAAAGGAGACAAAGGAAAGCCGAAAGGCAAAGGCGACCAGACUCCCAAGGGAUCUGGCACGCCCCGUGGUUCCGAGAAGGGCCGAGUCGGGAGGAAGCGCCACAGUGAUGGCGAUGAGGUUUUCCUGUCCUGGGCGUGGUUCUUCGGAGCCCUCUUCUUCGGAUUUCGUGUUGUUAAGAAGUACGACCGAACGGCCAAUCUGUUCAACGCCUCGGGUGGUGCGAUCGUCGUUUCGGGGGUUGUCGACCUUGAGGUUCAUUUUGGAGAUGUUUUCCUGAGACUGGAAGAGGUCUUGGUGGCGGAUGUUGGGUUCAACGUUGUUUCGCCUUGGACCGGGUCGGAACGGGGCUGGAAAACCUAUCUAGCCAAAUCGGGAUCACGAUUGUACAAAGGAAACGGAAAGAAGAGCAUCAAGCUGAUGGGCGCUUCGCGUGCCUGGUGGGCUCUGAGCGGGAGGUCCAAGGGCAGGGGGAAAGAAAAUUCUUCCAGACGCCCCCCGAAAGGGAUCGAGGACAUGGAGAUAGAUGCCUUGAAGGACCGCGACCUGCUAGGAUCGAGCAAGGAGUCCACCGCAGGACCCCAGAAGCCUGGAGAAGGAAUCCUGAAGAAAGGAAGAAAGACUUCGGAAGAAGACGAGUCUGGCCGCCACGCUUUGGCUGCAGUGCACGGCGCUUGA